Molecule: messenger RNA, 1023 nt
Organism: Penicillium pulvis
Lineage: Eukaryota; Fungi; Ascomycota; Eurotiomycetes; Eurotiales; Aspergillaceae
Exons: 3
Coding region: 1-1023 (340 amino acids)
Source: RefSeq, a predicted model, not a curated record
AUGACUAUGUCAUUGCGACAUCGCCAAUGGGCUGGAAUAAUGAGGUCCGCGCAUAUCAAUGUUACAAUACUUAGACGAGCAUACAAAAGACCACGUUCAAGGGCGAAUGGUUAUCGACUUCUGUUUCUUGAUGGCCAUGAGCCCCAUAUGAAGUACGAUUUUAUCAGCUAUUGCCAACAGAAUCGGAUUCUUAUGUACUGUUUCCCUUCUAAACUUACUCACCGUCUUAACCCUCCGAUUCUAAGCCCUUCCAAGCAUAUUAGCACUACUAUCGGAGGGAGAACAAUUGGACUAGACGAUGGGGUGGAUCAGUUACAGAUAAGAAGAAUACGGUUCGAAUGCAGACUUUCAACUUCAACCGUUCGACAUGCCUUCAAACACUGUGGGCUUUGGCCCUUUAAUCCUGAAGUGAUUUGCCAAGAUCUUCAACCAUAUGACGGGCCAGACCUAGUCGUCUAUGAUAGAGGCAAAGAAUACGAGCUUCCAGAGUGGAAUUUCCACCAUAGCCGCCCAGUCCCAGUGGAAGAAAGGGGGGAAGAGGAUCGAGAAACACCGCCUCCCGCUUCAAGUUCUACGAUCACUCAAUUCACCACCAACGACAGUCGCAAAAUUGCCAAAAAAAACAUCACAACGGCAAGAGAAAGCUUUCCAAACAAUGACAGUCCCGAAUCUAAUAAAUUGAAGCGUCGGGCUGAGCGGAUUUGUCAGGGAAGUCUUCUACAGGCCCAACCAGCGGCCCAGAGAACCGGGUGCAAGCCAAAUGCCAAAAGCCCUAAGCGUCAGUCAUCUAAAGGGGGUGCUCUACAAGUCAGGGACUCGAAUACCCUCAUCUGGAACCGGGAUAUCGUGGAGGCUGAGCAACAAAGGCGGAAGUAUGAACGUGAAGCUAAAGAGUUGGGAGCUGAAAUGCUACGCCGUGCCGAAACUAGGGACCAGGAGAACCAGAGAAGAGAUGCAGAGUUUGACUGGGUCACUGGAGAUGACAACCAGCCACUUUAUACUAUCGAUAACGUAUCUCACUAG